Eimeria acervulina is the source of this 1884-nucleotide messenger RNA. RefSeq lists its product as hypothetical. The record is from RefSeq and is a predicted model, not a curated record. NCBI's taxonomy places the organism in Eukaryota, Apicomplexa, Conoidasida, Eucoccidiorida, Eimeriidae. The coding region runs from base 1 to 1884 and encodes 627 amino acids. The transcript is spliced from 13 exons.
AUGGCGGCGAUUUUUUCAAAGGUGUCUGAGCAGUAUGGCGAGUUGGUUAAUUUCAUCAUCAGACCUCCCCGCGACAUUUACACGGACGAGGAGUUGGGGCCUCGAUUGUUUACGAUGGCGGGGAGGCAGUACAAGCGCACAGACUUUGAAUUAAUCAACAGGAGAGAUAUGCGCCUUCAGUGCAGUCACUAUGAACCUGUCUUCCCGGGAGGCAAGGACAAGAAACUACCCUGCGUCGUAUACUUGCACGGCAAUUGUUCUUCUCGUCUUGAAGCCAUGUCCGCGCUACCCGUGCUGCUGCCGCAGAAUAUCAGCGUCUUUGCCUUCGACUUCUCAGGUAGCGGCAGAUCAGACGGUCCAUACAUCUCCCUGGGCUGGUGGGAGAGAGAUGAUGUAGAUGUAGUUGUAGAGUUUCUACGCUCUUCCGGCCGGGUCUCCGCUGUGGGGCUGUGGGGCCGAAGUAUGGGCGCCGUCACUGCGCUGAUGCAUGCACACAGAGAUCCUUCUAUUGGAGGCAUUGUCUUGGACUCACCAUUUGCUGCACUGCGUCGAUUGGCUGAGGAGUUAGCUGACUCUGUGCUGCAAUUUACUAUCCCCAAAUUUGUUCUCUCUAUUCUUCUCUCCUUAGUUCGAAGCUCUAUCACCAGCAAAGCGCACUUCGAUAUUAACCUUAUCGCCCCAAUCGACUGCGUGCCCGAAGCCUUUAUUCCAGCGCUGUUUGUGUACGGGCGCGAGGACACUUUUAUUUCUCCGCAGCAUGUGAAGGAUCUGCAUGCUGCAUAUGGCGGCGACAAGAACCUUAUUGAGGCGACGACUAGGGUGGAAGGGGGGCAUAAUUCUCCUAGGCCUGCCUUUAUGCUGCACUCUGCGGCGAUUUUCUUUAGAAAUACACUUAACCCUUCUACCUUUAGCAGCAGAGAGCCGCACAGAGGGCGUGUCCAGCAAAGAGACAGACAAGAAAACCCCCAAGGCUGCAGCAGCAGCAACAGCAGCAGCAGCAGCUGCUGCAGCAACUCAGACAGCAUCCCUAGUGACGACUUGGUGGUGCCUAUACACCCCUUUGAGGAAGAAUGUCCUGGGCCUGCUGCUGCUGCUGCAGCAGCAGCAGCAGCAGCAGCUGCUGCUGCUGCUGUUGCUGCAAGCGCUGCCGCCACUUCACCUCCUGCUGCUGCGGUUUGUCGUGAUGCUUCACCAGCAGCACAAACUGCUGCUACUGCUGCUGCUGUCCCCCAGUGGACAGACGCUGGGCCUAAAGAACAGCCUCAGCAGCAGCAGCAGCAGCAACAACAGCAGCAGCCGGAUGCAAAUGCGGGUUUGUUGGGCUCUGCAGCAGCAAAGCCUGGAAACUGCCACAGCAGCAGAAGGCGCUCUUGGCUUAGCAGCAGCAGCAACAGAAGCAGCAACAGCAGCAGCAGCAGCAAUGAGGCACAUGCUGCUGCUUCCAGCAACAUGAGGUCGCUGCUGUCGCGUAGUCUGCUGCGGUGGGGGACGGGGAAAUCUGCUGCUGCUGCUGGCAGCAGCAGCAGCAAGAAAGACAGCAGCAGCAGCAGCAGCAGCAUCCAAACAGAGGCGCAGCAAGACCGAAGCGGCACUUGCAGCUGUGAAGAUAUGCCCAUAGCAGCAGCAGCAACAAACGAUGCAGCAGCAGCAGCAGCAGCAGCAGCAGCAGCAGCAGCAGCAGCAGCAGCACCUACCGAUGUAGUAAGGGGUAUGGCUCCCCCUGAGCCUUCCUUUCGUUUUUUUAAACAUCAGGGGGGAAUUGAACCUGCAACUUUUAUUGAAGACGAAGACGAAAUUUUGCAGCGAGCGAUCUCAAUAUCGCUGGAGGAGUUCAUUCGGGAGCAGCAGCAACACAGCGCCGACCCCCUAAACCUCACACCCUAA